UCCAGUGCUCCUGAACAUACCUUUGGCCACAGUGUUCGUCCUGAGCUGCAUGUAUGCCGUGCCGCUGCAGGGCCAGAAGCCGGGUCAGGUGGACCCCCUGACGGCCCACCGGGUGAACCCGCAGUGCUGGGACUCCUCCUCGGCGCUGCUGCUUGAAAUGCGCUCCCCGAGGAUCGCUGACACGGUGCCCGCCUUCUGGGACCUGAUGGUGUUCCUCAGGUCGUCAGAAAACAGCAAACACACGGCGCUGUUCUGGGACCUGGCCCGAGUCUUUUGGGACAUCUAUGUGGACUGCGUGCUGUCCAGGAGUCACGGCCUGGGACGGAGGCACAUCACCGCUGUACACUCCCUCUUUACUGACAAGUCCUUCAGGUUCAACAGCUCAGGUGUGAACUCCCAGUCAUGGCUCAGUGUCAGAGUGAGGCGCAGAGGACACAUCAAGACCCUGAAGACCAGGCCCAAAUCAAACACACACCACCACAAAUAGUUACAGAAAGAUUUUCAAGUUUAUAGUCUUUAUCAGUGUUUUCUUGCCUUCUGAAAAACAAUACAUGCUGCCCUACAAAGCCAAAAUUCAGUAACUACAUAUUUAUGGUAAAAAAAAAAAAAUUAAAAAAAAGUGUAAAAAGACCUGAAAUGUAUAUAUAUAAACAUAUACCACCACUUUAUUUUUUCUGUAGUAACUGCUCUCUGCCUUUGUAGGGCAGCAUGGCUCUCAGUAGUGACUUCUGUUGAUUUAAUGUUAAUGCACAAUAAAGUGUGCUGAUGAAUGAAAAUACUGGACAGGACUGAAGCUUCAGUUGACAUCAUUAUUUUCUCUAUCAGCACACCUUGAAGUGUAUUAUCACUUUAUAUCACAACCACUUCCCAAAGGAAAAAGAAGGCUGAUUUGACUUGAAAUUGUUGUCUGUUCUUUAUUGUUUGUGUGUACUUUAUUUUAAUCCUCUCAUCCAGGCACACUGCAUGAAUAACAGUACUGUUCCCAUGGUUACCUGCAGUUUAAUACACCUUGCACAUCGAUUCAAAACUGAUUUAUCUGUAUGCUUAUUAUAAGCACAAUAAAUUAAUGUGUUAUGGCUGUGAGUUGUUUAUCCACGACUACCCAGUCAGCAAAUUCCACAUAAAAUGAAUAAAACAGUGACCAAACUGUGGUGCACAUGUGGUGAGAGAUGACAGCCAAAUGAAGCUAAAGCUAAAACAUCCUAUGAAUAGCUGAUGCAGCCCAAAUGUGGUUACUGUGCAGAAUGCUUGUGAAGCAUGGCUGACUAACCAAACCCUGAAUUUAACCCACACAGUCAGACUAUUCUUUAGUUAUAUCACUGUAAGUCUGUUUCAUAAUAAUUUUCCUCCUAAUUUUCCCAAACGUUUCCUAUAGAGAACUCUGUAUGCUGGCACUAACCAUAGGUAAAGUUAAAGACAGCCUUCAGUCAGUACAACCUGAAUGAAAUCAACUCAGAUAAUCGCUGUGCAGCAUAUGAUAAACAGUGAGUCUUUUAUUCAAAGCACUGCAGGUCAGCUGAGCUCGAGUUUCUGAGCUAUCGUCACCAGCACAUCUAGAGGCCGUGUGCUGCAAUUU
Lates calcarifer (barramundi perch) is the source of this 1576-nucleotide messenger RNA. It is a transcript of the gene fam237a, whose product is annotated as family with sequence similarity 237 member A. NCBI's taxonomy places the organism in Eukaryota, Metazoa, Chordata, Actinopteri, Centropomidae. The transcript is spliced from 2 exons. The record is from RefSeq and is a predicted model, not a curated record. The coding region runs from base 50 to 487 and encodes 145 amino acids.